GAAGAUGGCAUGAGGAAAACAACAGGGAGAAGGUAAAGCGGCAAUCGUGGUUGGAAUGAGACGAGAACUACCGCAAAAGAGGGAAGAGCAGAUAAAAGAAGAGGAUGAAGGAACGGAUUCCGACGACGCGGUGAUCCACGAAUCUGGUCCUUCUUCUUCUUUUUCUUCUUCUUCUUUGUGAUCCUUCGUCCCUUCCCUCGUGCUGCUGCUCUGUUCUGUUGCUCGGUGUGAAGUCUCCGAAUUGGUUCGCAUCGAAGUGGAGAUUUAUUAUAUUGUAUAUUCUUUGACUUUUGUGUGCCUCGGUGCGAUCUCCGGCAUUGAUUCCUUCGGCGCAGGGGAAUCGAUCCUCCCCCUCCCUCCCUCCCUCCUCUGCUCGCGCGGACUGUUGAUCUCCGGAGAUAGAUAGAGAGGUUGGGCCGGACGAACUGAGGCGAGAUGAAGUCUUUAGAGCAUCAUUUUUUUGCAACCUCUUGGCUCUAGCUGCAAUGGUUUUUGUUGAUAUCUUGUUGCAAGUUGUAAUAAUAAGCCAGGAUAUGCAAUGACAACUAAACAAAGCCCGUAAUUACAUAUGAAUGAUGUAAUUAUUUGGCCAGAUAAGGACAUGGAGAAAGCAAAUUUAAGGGUCACAAUGGUCUUGGGUAAUGAGGAGCUAGUCAUCUUUGGAGAUGUUAGUUUGUGGCUUGGCAGUAGAUGAAGAGAUCUUAUCUUCCUUUGUUCUUGUUCAUAUGAACAUUGGGUUGGAAUCUAACAAGGCAGGUGCAAGUAUGAGCUAUGAACAUGGUGAAACUCAUUGCAAGAAGGUUCUUUCAAAUGGAGAUGUCUAUGUUGGAGAUUUUGAUGGUUUGCUUCCUCAUGGUACGGGAAGAUACACCUGGACAGAUGGAACUAUCUAUCAUGGACAAUGGGAGGAAAGCAAAAUUACCGGGAGAGGAAAGAUAUUCUGGCUAUCAGGAGCCACAUAUGAAGGUGAACUCUGUGGAGGUUUCCUUCAUGGAUCUGGCACUCUUUUUGGAGUUGAUGGCUCUACUUAUAGAGGAUCAUGGAGGAUGAACAAACAACAUGGGAAGGGAAUCAAGCUAUAUUCUAAUUUAGAUGAAUAUGAUGGACUUUGGAGGGAAGGCUUGCAAGAAGGUAUUGGUACGUACAGAUGGCGUAAUGGAAACACUUAUAGUGGAAAUUGGAAGGCUGGAAAGAUGAGUGGUAAAGGAGUUAUGAAGUGGACAAAUGGUGAUUUAUUUGAUGGCAAUUGGCUAGAUGGAUUAGAAAAUGGCUCAGGCUAUUAUAAAUAUGCCGAUGGGUCGAUUUAUGUUGGAAUCUGGAGUAGAGGGUUGAAGGAUGGACAUGGAACCUUUUUGCCAGCCGGAAGCAGACUACCUUAUCAACAUAGAUAUUCUGAAUAUAUUGUUUAUGGCAAUAAGGUGCAAAGUCUUGGUCCCACUUCAUUAUUCGGCAAGAGAAGAAAGAAAGUCAAUAGAUGGAGCAUGAUUGGUUAUCUCCGAAAUCCUAAACGAAUAUCACAUAGGCCAUCAUUUCUUGAUGGAGUCUGGAAUAUUGGUGGUGCUUGCGAAAGCAGCUUGUCAGAGAACACACCUUAUGCCUUAUGCUCUUCAACCGACGAAGGUCGACAUGGGCUCCAAAAUGACAGUGUUUUAGUUUAUGAUAGAGAGUACAUGCAAGGAGUUCUGAUAACAGAAAGCAUGAGAUAUUAUGACUUUAGAAGAUCACAAAAGAAUAAAUGGCACUGCAAGAUGAAGAAACAACCAAGGGGACCUGGUGAAACAAUUUAUAAAGGCCACAGAAGCUACUAUCUCAUGCUAAACUUGCAACUUGGAAUUAGGUAUACAGUUGGGAAAAUCACACCUGUGCCUAUGCGUGAAGUACGUUCCUCUGAUUUUGGGACUCGAGCUAGAAUACGAAUGUACUUCCCUAGCAAAGGAUCUCAAUUUACACCUCCACACAGUUCUAUUGGUUUCUUUUGGAAGGACUACUGCCCAAUGGUUUUUAGGAACCUUCGCGAAAUGUUUAAGAUAGAUGCCGCUGACUAUAUGAUGUCAAUAUGUGGAGGUGAUGGCCUCAAGGAGCUUUCUUCUCCAGGGAAAAGUGGAAGCAUAUUUUAUCUAUCACAAGAUGAGAGAUUUGUAAUAAAGACUCUCAGAAAAUAUGAACUUAAGAUUCUACUGAAGAUGCUUCCCAACUAUUAUGAUCAUGUAGGAGCUUAUGACAAUACGCUGAUAACAAAAUUUUUUGGUCUCCAUAGGCUGACAAUAAAAGGAAAGAAGGUUCGCUUUGUUGUUAUGGGUAAUAUGUUUCGCACAGAACUGCGGAUUCACCGUCGGUAUGACUUGAAGGGUUCAUCUCAUGGAAGAUCUACGAAUAAACAUAAUAUUAAUGAGAAUACAACAUUGAAGGAUCUUGAUCUCACAUAUGUCUUUCAUUUAGAGAAAUCAUGGCGUGAGUCACUGUUUAGACAAAUCUCUCUAGAUUGUGAAUUCCUAGAAUCACAAUCUAUAAUCGAUUAUAGCAUGUUGUUAGGACUACAUUUUAGAGCUCCUGAACAUUUCAAGGCUUAUUCAGAAUCUCAGAGUUUACUAAAGAGAAGUGCAAAUUCACAAGAUGAUAUCUCUGAUGUCCAAUUAUGUGAUGAGGUCAGAACUCCGCCGAAGGGUUUGCGCUUGGUUGCUCAUGAACCAAGUUCUGUGAGUAGCCUGCCAGGUUCACACAUGAGAGGCAGCACCUUAAGAGCAUCUGCAGCAGGCAAUAAGGAAGUUGAUCUUCUUUUGCCUGGCACAGGAAGGUUGCGUGUACAACUAGGGGUGAACAUGCCGGCGCAAGCUAGUUGGAAGCUUCUUCACGGUGAAGGGCUUGAUACAACGGAACUGGAUCCGGCUGACGUCUAUGAUGUUGUUCUCUAUUUUGGAAUCAUAGACAUAUUGCAGGAGUACAACAUGAACAAGAAAAUCGAGCAUGUGUGCAAGUCACUCAAGUUGGACCCAGUAUCUAUCUCUGCUGUUGAGCCAAAGAUGUAUAAAAAGCGGUUCAUCCGUUUCCUGGAGAAAGUUUUCCCUGAACAGACAGUUUGAAGGCACAAAAGUCUUUCUUUGGGCGACAGUGUUUCACAAAAGCCUUGGCUUUUGCCCACCGUUGGAUGGAUGAUGCUUGGGCAAAAUGGGAUAUAGUUUUUUGAUGGGAUAGGUAUUGGCCAAUAGAUUGUUUCUUUUUAAUUUCCUAUUGACUGUAUGCAACUUACAGGCAUGACAAAAUAGUUCCGUAGUUGGACUGUUAGAGUCGAUAACAAGUUGUCGUCGAUCGAGGGAGUUCUCCUGGAUACAAAGUUGCUUGUGGAUUUGGAUUACUGGAUAUCCUAACCUGCCUGGGUGGAAUAGGUAGGGAUUGUGUGUGUGUGUUUUGGGUCAGUGGGACUGCGCUGAAGAUGAACGGUGGCCUGUUCUUUA
Musa acuminata subsp. malaccensis (wild Malaysian banana) is the source of this 3452-nucleotide messenger RNA. RefSeq names its product phosphatidylinositol 4-phosphate 5-kinase 1-like. The record is from RefSeq and is a predicted model, not a curated record. Gene Ontology annotation, molecular function: ATP binding; 1-phosphatidylinositol-4-phosphate 5-kinase activity. NCBI's taxonomy places the organism in Eukaryota, Viridiplantae, Streptophyta, Magnoliopsida, Zingiberales, Musaceae. Gene Ontology annotation, biological process: phosphatidylinositol phosphate biosynthetic process. Gene Ontology annotation, cellular component: plasma membrane.